Anastrepha ludens (Mexican fruit fly) is the source of this 4434-nucleotide messenger RNA. RefSeq lists its product as uncharacterized. The record is from RefSeq and is a predicted model, not a curated record. Gene Ontology annotation, molecular function: catalytic activity. The coding region runs from base 138 to 2822 and encodes 894 amino acids. The transcript is spliced from 2 exons. NCBI's taxonomy places the organism in Eukaryota, Metazoa, Arthropoda, Insecta, Diptera, Tephritidae.
CAUUUUGUUCGUUUAAGCUAAUAAGUGCAACUAUUUGUGUUUGCGCAAGAAGGUUGAAUUAAGUGAAAAAAGACUUUAAAAGAGACCAACAUAUGGAUAUACUACCACACGAUUCGUCAUAAUUUCCUUAGUGAGAUAUGUUGUUUGGAAUUUGGAAUGUCCGUACUCUAUCAGAGGCUCUUAAACUCGAAGAAAUAUGUAGUGAAAUGGAUACAUAUAAUUUGGAUAUAAUCGGCUUGUCAGAGACGCAUUGGAUUGGUGUGGGUAAUAUUGAAACAAGACCAGGUUACCAUUUUUUAUACAGUGGCAACUCUGAGAGUAAGCUGUAUGGCGUUGGCAUACUCGUUAAGCCAGCAGCUUAUAGGAGCUUUCUGGGCCACUGCCCGAUUUCGGAGCGCAUACUAACUGCGCGCUUUAAAACUGUCACAGGCAAUCUUACCAUAAUUCAAUGCUAUGCACCAACUGAGCUCAAAGAGUACGGGGAAAAGGACAAAUUCUACCAAUCGCUGGAGGAGACACUGGACGAUGUGCCAGAGGGUGACACAAUUAUAGUCGCUGGUGAUUUUAAUGCGAGAGUCGGAACAGACAAUACGCGCUUCGAACUGGUAAUGGGCAAACAUGGAAUGGGCGAAAAGUGCAAUGAUAAUGGCAAUAGACUGAAAAAUCUUGCCGAAAAGCGUAAGUUAUUCAUUGGUGGUACAGGAUUUGAGCAUGCGGCAGCCGAGAAGUAUACAUAUGUACAGAAAAGAGGGGGUCGACAACAGAUCGAUCACAUACUAAUCAACCAGUCCCAAAAAGAACGACUCGUUGACGUAUGCAAUGAGCGGCAAGCGGAUAUUAACACAGAUCACUUGCUGGUGGUGGCCAAAUUAGAUUUGCAACUAUGCAUGGUGAAUAAGUUUGAAUUGAAGGCGCUUAAAGAUGUACAAAUACCCGCAAACUAUCGUUGCAAAUUAAGGGAAGCUAUCGCCUCACCAGCGACAACACCCACUUGUGCAAACAUCGAUGAGAUACUAAAACAAGUAGCGUGUGAAACUUUGGGACAGCUUUACAAUCGCGAACAGUCAUGGUUGAGCAAAACGACCUGGGAGCGAAUUGAGAGUAGAAAAAAAUUGAAAUGUAGGCUUGAAAAAUCUGAAAAUGAAGAAGAGCGAAAGCAGAUGAGGCAGGAAUACAAUGCAAUACAGCAGGAAAUCAGGGAGCUAGCAAAAGAAGAUGAAGCACAGUAUAAUGCGACUGCAGCAAUGAGGAUCACUGAGGAGGAAAUAGCUGUGCAACUGAGAGAUUUCAGAGCGCAACAUUGUGAGUACAAGCAACUCACUGUUGCACAACCACACCUAACGCCGCUGAAGGAGCGUAAAAAUAGCGGACCAAGAAGAAGUAGUCGACAAGCAGCGCGCCGCGAAGCGCACAUACAGAGUGAAGCAAAUAAUUGCCGACCUACGAACGAGCUAAAGUCGAGUAUAGAAGCAGGAGCAGCAGCAGCAGGUACUCGUACAACUGCUAUGCGACCUUGUAUAAAGCAGUUGAAAGAAGGGCGCACUUCAAUAGAUCAUAAAGCGCACGCUGCUCCUAUGACAAAGAAAGAGAACGAACUAAUAAAUUUGGCGCCACCAACAGCGAAUGAAAUCGAAACUGCUGUAAAGCAACUCAAAAUUAAAGAACCGUCUAACCCCAAAGACAUACCCAUCCAGCUGUUGCAGCACGGGCUAGACGAGUUGCUACCCAUAAUGCAGCGAAUUUUUGAAACGAUUUGGAGGCGAAAACUCACCAGCAAAUGCAAGCCGAAGGUGUUGAAGCUAAAUGCAGCGCCAGCAGUAUUACAACGCAUUUUAGUCGCCAUUAUACACCAGCGUAUGGCGCCGAUGCUCCAGAGUGCGCUACGCGUCGAGCAACGCGGUUGUGGACGUCGUGCCUCCUGCAUAGACCUCGUAGGUGCUGUGCGCAGUAUUAUCAAGAAAUUGAAUGGAAAACCGCUCGUUCUGCUUUUCCUGCAUUUCGAAGCGCCGUAUGAGACUAUGCGACGCACCGCUAUUUGGGAAAGGUUACGCUUUUUGGGUAUUCCAGAAGAGCUGGUAUUACUCAUCGAAGCACUUUAUUUAACUUUUGAUGCACGCCCAGUUGGCGUGCGCGAGGACUGCGAACUGUCGCGUUUACUGUGUGCUUUAGUGUUGGAUGGUGUGCUCGCUGAAACCAACUGCAUUGUAGGCAAAGGCAUUGAAUUGACAGCAAGUCGUGUUUUGUGCGAUCUGGCAUAUGGCGAUGAUAUCUGUUUUCUUACAGAUAAGCUGGAGAGUAUGCAGCGUAAAAUGGAAGUGCUUAUAAAGCAGGCUGAAAAUGUGGGGCUGCAGGUGGACUUUGACAAAACUAAAGUUAUGAGCUGGAAUGUGGAAAAUAUGGAAAAAUUAAGGAUUACAGUGGGCGAAAAAGUUUUUAGUAUAGAAAAUGUGAAAAAGCACAAUUAUUUGGGUUGCUUACUCUCAAAGCAUGCUAAUACAGAUGCAGCGGCAGCAGAACGCAUCGAUUUGGCACGGUGUAAAUUUAAAGAAUGGCAGACGGUUUGGGAAUCCAGAAAGUUAGUAGAGAGCGAAAAAUUAGAUAUAUUCCGAAAAAUUAUAAUGCCGGUACUUUUGUAUGGUUCGGAGGCAUGGACAUUGUCAAAACAAGCACGCAAUCGAUUAGAUUAUUUUGUGGCGACAAGUCUAUUCACAAUUUGUCAGCUACGUACAGAAAUGGACCAACAAAAACAGCAAUGGAAGGUAGAAAUAAGUGGACGAGCUGAAAAUGAUAUAAUAAAAAUGGCGUACGAGUGGAAGCCGUAAAAAAACUAAAUAAGUUGUACUUAGUAAAUCAUAUAAAAUUGGCUUCUGUACCCAAUAGAGUAUCGCAUCCAAGCGGUUCCAACGAUUCCAUUUUGUUAAUACAUAAGUUAAGCAGAAAUAAUUGCUGGCCACCUACAUAAACGAACAUGCAGAGAGCUGUCAAAAGAAAGUGUCAGUCAGUUGUUAUGCAACUGUGAGUAGGCUGCUGUGAGAGCGACCACAGCAGUUAACAGCAAAAAGGAUUUAAAUGUGCACAAAUGGCAGUCAAAUGUGUUCAUAAUUUACUUAAAGGUUUGACAUUUACGAAAUGGGACGCUAUACGCUUGAACAAAAUUGGGAAAUAUUGAAAACCUAUUUCCAAAGUGGUGAGUCUUCUUCUUCUUUUCUGAUGAAGCUCAUUUUCACAUCGGUGGCUAUGUCAAUAAGCAAAAUUGUCGGAUUUGGGGCUCAGCAUCCACAACGAGUCACUGUUUGGUGCGGUUAAAGCCAGUCGUGGCAAUCAUUUGAACGAUAUUAUUUUUCAUUCAUAAAUGACAAUAUUCAAUCUUCAAAAAAAAAAGUUCGAAAAAAUAUUGAUUAGUUUGUUUUUAUAGCCGAUUCAAAAAGCAAAUUUUACAUGGCCCACCCUAUAUACAAUAUUUUUGUAAAUUCUUAAUGUUAAUAAAUAAAUAUUUUAUAAUUUGUAUAUGUAUAUCCAAGGUAAGACAUGCCUUGCUAGGGCAAUCGGCGAAAAUGUCCUGAUAAUGCACAGGAAGUGAGGAAUAUUCAAAAAUUCUGUUUUUGUCUGGGAGCGGAUUAUCCUAAAUAUAAUCUUGGAAAUUAAUAAAAAAAAUCAACGCUCAGAACUUUCUACUAAACCCAAUAUUUUUAAUCAAAACAAAAUGUUAGCAGUAUGAAAUUCUUUGAAUUAUAAUUUAAAUAUUAUAUUUGAUGUGAUUAUAACUUUUUUAAAAUUAUUAAUGAAUAAAAUAUUUUUUGUGCAAUAAUAGAAAUUAAUAAUAAAAUCUGAACCGGAUUAUCCUAAAUAUAACCUUGUAAAUGAAGCAAACAAGAGUUCAUAACUUUUUACUACACCCAAUAUUUUUAAUCUUAACAAAACGUUAGUUAAGUGCAAUGUGCAAUUCUUUGAGUUAUAAGUUAAAUAUUUUAUGUGAUUUGAAUUUUUAAUUUUUUUUUUAAUUAUUAAUAAAUUAAAUAUUUUUUGUGCCAUAAUAAAAAUUGCAACAAAAAAUGUGCUUAGUGGCUUCACUCUUCUCAUCUGUGUUAAAUUCGUACAAUUGAAAUUUAAAAAAAUCUCUAUAGUGUUUUUCUAACUAACUACUACUCUGUUCUACUGCUCUGAACUUGAAUAGAUGAGUAGUAGAAUUGGCAGCGCAAAAAGCGGCAUCAAUUGUUUUGCUCCGCUCCAACCAAGGUGGAUUUAUUAUAGGUGAAAGCAUUCACCCAGCUGAAUUUUUCGCCGUAGAUAGGGUUUACGUCAAAAUGAUAUGCUUUGUUUGAAUUGGUAUGUUUACAUUCAUACAUAUGUUUACAUUUGUGUUUACUGAGCUCUUGAUGCAAAUGGAACAUUUAUUCACAUUUGCCAAUUUAUUGACUCGCGGUUGUCCUUUAA